Molecule: messenger RNA, 1363 nt
Organism: Tetranychus urticae (two-spotted spider mite)
Lineage: Eukaryota; Metazoa; Arthropoda; Arachnida; Trombidiformes; Tetranychidae
Product: zinc metalloproteinase nas-4
Biological process (GO): proteolysis
Molecular function (GO): metalloendopeptidase activity; zinc ion binding
Source: RefSeq, a predicted model, not a curated record
AAGAAUUGCCGUCAACUCUAUUCGCUUAAUUUCAGCCCAACAUUCAACGCCGACGAAAAAGUAACUGCUUUUCUGGAUUCCUAUCAAUUUAGAUUUUGCUUUUACAUUUCAUCAGUUUAUUUACCAUUUUUUUGCUUGUUUUGUUUCUUUCUUAUUAACUUAUAUUUAAAUUUGAUUAUUAUGCCAACUGAUCAACCCAACUUAAUUUUUGAACUGUUCAUAUUGUUUGUAUUCAUUCUUGGAUUUAAAUUAACCUCUUGUUACAAACUAAUAGCCAAUUAUGAUAUUCAUCCGCAACGAGUCGCUCCAUCUGGAUUAUUAACACCAAAUCUGAUUAACUUGUGGGAUAAUGGACUUGUUUAUUAUCGGUUUAAUCCUAAAUUUGACGAUUGGAGCCAAUCUGAGGUUAGAUCGGCCAUGGAUUUAAUUGAGAGUGUCUCUUGUGUUAAAUUUAUUGCUGCUGACUCGUCGAUUAAAGAUUAUGUUUUGAUUUCACCCGAACGCGGUUGCUCCUCUGAGAUGGGUAAAGUUGGUGGUAAACAGGAUCUCUAUUUGGAUACUCCUUACUGUGUUGAUAGAGGAACUGUUCUCCACGAGUUACUUCAUACACUUGGAUUAAUGCAUGAACAUGCUCGACCUGAUCGAGAUAAUUAUAUCAACAUUAACUGGCCCAACAUUGAUGAGAAACAUCGUCGUAACUUCAAGUUAAUACCAAAUUUUCUAGAAGAUUUCUAUAUCAAUGAACCUUACGAUUACAAAUCAAUUAUGCAUUAUUCAAGUUCGAUGUGGUCAAUUGAUAAAAAAGUGCCUACAAUUACACCAAAAGAUCCUUCAAUUUCCAUCGAAGACCUUGGUUAUCAUCUUGAAAAUAAAUCAUUGUCACCUGAAGAUAUCAACAAGAUUCAAAGGCUGUAUAAGUGCAAGGGAAUCAAUACUUCAACGAUGAACCAUUUGAAAGCAUGAACUUGAUUCCAGUGGAAAUUAAACUUGAACAUAAUAUAAAUGACGAUCUCAUUUGGAUUUCAGGACAAUUUCAUUUUCACCAAAAGACAAUGACAAAGCCAAGCAUUAUAUCAAUAAUUUUAUUCACUCAACUAACUUAUUCAACUGUACUUUCAUGGGAAAGAAAAAAGCUUCAUUUUUAUUUAUCCUAUUAUUUUCAUCAUGUUCAAUCAAAUUGCCUAAAAUUUUUACAUAUUUAACUGAUCAUAACUACCAUAAUUGUAAGAGUAUUGGUCGUCUUAUGGUCUAACAGUAUUAUAUUUGAUAUAAUCAUUGUUGAAUCUCAUGUUGAGAUGUUUGCCAAGCAUUACUUAAAAUCUUAUUUAUUCAAUAAAAUAUUGACUACUAUUUGUAAUUACAA